CAUAGAUUCAAUUAUAUUGCCAUACAGUAAUCCGAUAUGCUACACGAGCCUUUCCCACUGCGCCCCUUAAAACUAUCGAGACAAUGGAGCAAACGCAGCAGUCAAAUCCAGGGGAGUCCACUCAAAUGGGACCAACCCAGACAGCUUCUUCUACCAAUGCCGUAAACAAGGAUUUACCGGCAGACCACACUACGAGCAACGCAACAACGGCAUCCCCGCAACCGAAACCGAACCCCAGCAAGUGGAAGAGAUUCCUCCUCCGACGCGGCUGGCCAGUAGUCGAUGACCCUAGACCCAUGCCAACAAGCACCCUGGAGAUCGAGGGAUCGAAAGUCGAGCAAGUACGCAACAUCUUCGGUCUCGCAAAACCCGUGGACACCGGCCUGCUGCCAGUUCCGAAGCCUCCCCCAGGAGUCGCACCUAUCCCUUACAACGACUUCUGCAUUCAAGCCACCUACAACUACCACCGACACAGGCUCCAUGGAUUAUACGCCGGUGCCUACAAGCAACUCCUCCGGUACGAGCAGGCCGACAUUCAGAAGUUCAAAGACAAUGUUGCCCUUGUCCUAUGGGAUAACCCAGCUUUGAACGGGCCGCCGCAGGUCAACCACGAGACGGCGCUCUGCCCCAAUGUCCAAAACGGAGUGUUUGACAUGCCAAAUGUGAAGAACAAAGCACCUCGAUCCUACUUGGAAGCGAUCACUGUAGUGCCGGGCUCUGAGAAAUUGGUGCAGCAUGUGCCAGUAGACGUUAACUCGUCAAAGUGCGGCGUGUGCUGGCAAUGCCAGCUCGAAGCGUUGAAAGCCUACCACCAGGAGGAGCGGAAGCUUCUGUACGCUACACACUGCCAAGACAUCAGGCAGGUGUAUGAAAGAUGUCUGAAGUCGAUUGGGAGGAAGGAGAAGUUUAUCUGGUGGUUGCCGUGUGAGGACUAUGAGUUUAACGGCGAUAAGAAGAAGGCGAAGGAGGCAGCUAAGAAAAAAAACAAGGAAGAGAAAGAGCAGAAGAGAUUGAAGGCGGGCAAGUAGAGCAUUCAUAAUCUCUGAUAUGCUGUAUGUUAGUAGAUUUACCGG
This is a messenger RNA of Pseudomassariella vexata, 1073 nucleotides long. RefSeq lists its product as uncharacterized. The record is from RefSeq and is a predicted model, not a curated record. Lineage: Eukaryota; Fungi; Ascomycota; Sordariomycetes; Amphisphaeriales; Pseudomassariaceae. The transcript has a single exon. Bases 84 to 1028 code for a protein of 314 amino acids.